Molecule: messenger RNA, 2320 nt
Organism: Rana temporaria (common frog)
Lineage: Eukaryota; Metazoa; Chordata; Amphibia; Anura; Ranidae
Product: early endosome antigen 1-like
Exons: 2
Coding region: 1034-2320 (428 amino acids)
Source: RefSeq, a predicted model, not a curated record
GUUUGCAAUGCCUCCUGGGAGAUCAUGUGUGUCAUCAAUGGGGCGCCGCGUUUUUUUUCUGUGAACCAGAAAUGACGCGAUGCACAUCCGGCACCAUGUUUGAAAAGGGCAGCCAGGCUUUUGUUGCCAUUGUUACACAAAACUUCUUAUUCACAGUGAUGGGCGAUGGGGGGCUGGAGAAUCUCAGCUCUGAUUACAUACAGAGCCCGGGGGAGGGGACACACACACUUAUUUACAGUAGAGGAAUAUGAUUGGGAACAUUUUGAUUGGGCAGUUUAAUAGGGGCAAAUUUGAUAGGAGCAGUUUGCUGGGGACAGUUUUGAUGGGGGCAGAGGGACAUUUGGAAUGGAUUUAUAGUCAUGAAUGUAAACUGGUUUGUUGAACAUUAUAGCUCAUUAUUUGGACAAUUAAAUUAAUUUCCUUUGUUUUUAUUUCAUCAGAUCCCACGUCCACAGAGACCGCUGAUACCGAGACAUUCAAGAAGCACCAAACAAACCUGAAAACACAAUGGAAGAUUCCUUCAGUCGCUUCCACUGAGACCGCUAAUACCAAGACGGUCAGGAAGCAACAAAGAAACCUGGAAACACAAAGGGGGACCCCUUCAUACGCUUCCUCUGAGACCGCUGAUACUGAGCCGGUCAGGGAGGACCAAAGCAACCAGGAAACACAAUGGGAGACCCCUCCAGUCACUUCCCCUGAGACCGCUGAUACCGAGACGGUCAGGGAGGACCAAAGCCACCAAGAACCACAAUGGGAGACCCCUCCAGUCACUUCCCCUGAGACCGCUGAUACAGAGACGGUCAGGGAGGACCAAAGACACCAAGAACCACAAUGGGAGACCCCUCCAGUCACUUCCCCUGAGACCGCUGAUACCGAGACGGUCAGGGAGGACCAAAGCAACCUGCAAAUACAGACGGAGACCCCUCCAGUAAUUUCCACUGAAACCGCCUAUACCGAGACGGUCAGCGAGGACCAAAGCAAUGUGGAGAUACAGAGAGAGACCCCUUCAGUCACUUCCACUGAGGAGGUCCCCAUGAUGUCUCCAACAAUGACAAUGACAACAACAACAACAGAGACCAGUACUUAUGAUACAGGAUUAGUAUUCAUCGAUUUAGGUGUUGAACUUAUCACCAAGACCUUCUAUCAACUGAAGAGAAAUGGCUACCUUCCAUUAGCAUUCAUCUUAGCUGGAGUCGGUCUUCUAGUAGUCAUCGUCAUCAUUUCGAUAGUUAUAAUUUGUUACUGCAAGAAAAGACGCAUCAUGAUGGAGCAAAGCAGAGAUGUGGAAAAAGGAAUCACUGAGAACAAAACGCAAACACAGCUGACUGAAGUGUGCAUAAUAAAGGAAAAAAGACACACAUUGACGGAAGAAGUUUCAGCGAUGGAAGAAGAACUCUCAGUUACUAAACAAAAACUUGCAGAGGUGCAAGAACUCGCAGUGAGGAAAAAAGAACAACUCGCAGCGAGGGAAGAACAACUUGCAAAGAUGCAAGAAAAACUUGCAGAGACGCAAAGACUCGCAGCGAGCAAAGAAGAACUCGCAGUUAGGGAACAACAACUUGCAAAGACGCAAGAAAAAUUUGCAGAGACGCAAGAACUGACAGUGAGGAAAGAAGAACAACUCGCGGUUAGGGAAAAACAACUUGCAAUUAGGGAAGAACAACUCGCAGUGUGGGAAGAACGACUUUCAAAGAUGCAAGAAAAAUUUGCAGAGAUUCAAGAACUUGCAGUGAGGAAAGAACAACUCACAGUUAGGGAAGAACAGGGCUGGCUGUCCUGGCUUUUCAGCGGCCCUGUUGACGAACAACCACAAUGGGAGACCCCUCCAGUCACUUCCACUGAGACCGCUGAUACCGAGGCGGUCAGGGAGGACCAAACCCACCUGGAACCAGUGAGGGAAGAACAACUUGCAAAGAUGCAAGAAAAACUUGCAGAGACACAAGGAGAACUGUCAGUGAGGGAAAAACUUGCAGAGACGCAAGGAGAACUGUCAGAAACUAAAAAUGAACUGGCAGUGAAGGAAAAAAAACUUACAGAGACAAAAGAAAGAUUGUCAGGCCUACAAAAAAAUCAUCUAGAAACACUCAUGGAGAUGGAAGAAAAAGUCACAGCCAUGGAAGGAGAACUCGCAGUGACGAAAGAACAACUAUCAGCGACUAAAAAAAGGUGUGGUAAGGGAACAAGAACUCGCAGUUCAAAGAUGCAAGAGAAAUCUGCACAGACAAAAAAAAAAGAACUGCCAGUGAAAAAAGAACUCGCAGUGAGCAAGAAGAACUUGCAAGAGGAAUUUGCAGAGAUGAAAGAACUAAAAAAUAAGUGA